This is a messenger RNA of Erinaceus europaeus (western European hedgehog), 3410 nucleotides long. RefSeq names its product NLR family member X1 (gene NLRX1). The record is from RefSeq and is a predicted model, not a curated record. Bases 487 to 3405 code for a protein of 972 amino acids. NCBI's taxonomy places the organism in Eukaryota, Metazoa, Chordata, Mammalia, Eulipotyphla, Erinaceidae. The transcript has 10 exons. Gene Ontology annotation, biological process: negative regulation of canonical NF-kappaB signal transduction. Gene Ontology annotation, cellular component: mitochondrion. Gene Ontology annotation, molecular function: protein binding.
UGCGGUUCUCCUGCUUGCUAACUGGGUCAGCCUUCUGAGCCACAUUGCCUCUAUUUGUAAAAUGGGUGCCACCUGGACGGUGGCAGUGAUGUCAUUGGGCCACUGGAAGCGACUGGCUGGGUGACUCGAGAGAGGCGGUCCUGGUGCAGGACCAGGGGGCGGGAUCACCUUGGGCCAGCAAGGGAAGUCCUGGUCCCCAGCCCGCUUUCGGGCCGGACGUAUGCUCACUAGCCAGCCCCCUCCUGCCUUACACCCGGUGGCGGGAGCGCUUGGGUGCGUCUUCUCCGAGGCGGCUGCCAGGCGGGCAGGGCCCCGAGCAGGCGGGGCUGAGGCGGCAGGAAGCGCCGCGCCGAGGCCGAGGCCUCUGGGAGCAAGCGGGAGACUCCGGUGGCGACCAGCUCCAGGGCCUGGGCAGCCGCGGGUAAAGGCCAGGUAACAGAAUAUAAGGCAGUUUGCUGAGUUUUCUGGGCCCUGACCUCAAGUACCAUGAGAUGGGGCCGUCAUUUGCCCAGGGCCUCUUGGGGCCCUGGUCUGGGAAGAACUCUCCAAUCAGCAGAUGAAAGAACCCCCUUCCUGAUCUACAGGCAGUGGCUUCUUAAAGGGAAGUGUCCCCGUGGGACCUCUUGGGCCUUUCUUCGCCACCACGGAAACUCAACGGGCAGUGGUCACCUACCAGGGAGGCGUGGGCAGUUGUUCCGGGGCAUCUCUACAGCUGAAUCCAUCCAGCAACACCGAAAGAACCUGGCUGAGUGGUUCAGCCGGCUGCCUAGAGAAGAGCGUCAGUUUGGCCCCACCUUUGCAUUGGACACGGUCCAUGUAGACCCCGUGAUCCGAGAGAGCACCCCCGAUGAGCUGCUUCGUCCAGCAGCAGAGCUUGCCUUGGACCACCAGCCUCCUUUGGCCAGCCUCCCACCACUGGCUCUGUCUCAGCUCUUUGACCCAGAUGCCUGUGGGCGCCGGGUACAGACAGUGGUGCUGUAUGGCACCGUGGGCACCGGCAAGAGCACACUGGUGCGUAAGAUGGUCCUAGACUGGUGUUAUGGACGACUGCCUGCCUUCGAGCUCCUCAUCCCCUUCUCUUGUGAAGACUUGUCAUCUCUGGGCCCUGCCCCGGCCUCUUUAUGCCAACUAGUGGCCCAGCACUACACUCCCCUGAAGGAGAUUCUGCCCCUGAUGCCUGAAGCUGGGUCCCGCCUGCUCUUUGUGCUUCAUGGUCUGGAGUGGCUCAACCUCGAUUUCCGAUUGGCAGGCACGGGACUUUGCAGCGACCCUAAGCAGCCAAUAACACCAGCUGCCAUCAUUGUCAACCUGCUACGCAAAUACAUGCUGCCCGAGGCCAGCAUCCUGGUAACCACCAGGCCCUCUGCCAUUGGCCGUAUCCCUAGCAAGUAUGUAGGCCGCUAUGGUGAGAUCUGUGGCUUCUCUGAUACCAACCUGCAGAAGCUCUACUUCCAGCUCCGCCUAAACCAGCCAGAUUGUGGGCAAGGUGCAGGCAUCUCUGCCACCCCAGCCCAGCGUGACAACCUGGUGCAGAUGCUCUCCCGGAACCUGGAGGGCCAUCACCAGAUUGCUGCAGCCUGCUUCCUGCCCUCCUAUUGUUGGCUUGUCUGUGCCACCUUGCAUUUCCUGCAUGCCCCCACACCAGCGGGCCAGACCCUCACAAGCAUCUACACCAGCUUCCUGCGCCUGAACUUCAGCGGGGAGAUGCUCCAUAGCACUGACUCCUCCAAGUUGUCCCUGAUGGCUUACGCAGCCCGAACCAUGGGCAAGCUGGCCUACGAUGGUGUGGCUUCCCGCAAGACCUACUUCUCAGAAGAGGACGUCCGAGGCUGCCUGGAGGCUGGCAUCAAGACAGAAGAGGAGUUUCAGCUGCUGCAUGUCUUCCGCCGAGAUGCCCUGAGGUUUUUCUUGGCCCCGUGUGUGGAGCCUGGGCACUCUGGCACUUUUGUGUUCACUGUGCCUGCCAUGCAGGAAUACUUGGCUGCUCUCUACAUUGUCUUGGGCUUGCGAAAGACCACUCUGCAGCGGGUGGGCAAGGAAGUGACUGAGGUCUUAGGCCGAGUCGGGGAGGAUGUCAGCCUGGUCCUGGGCAUUGUGGCCAAGCUGCUACCCCUCCGCAUUCUACCUCUGCUCUUCAACCUGCUUAAGGUAGUCCCCAAAGUGUUUGGGCGUGUGGUGGGUAAGAGCCGGGAGGCAGUGGCCCAGGCAAUGGUGCUGGAGAUGUUCCGAGAGGAGGACUACUAUAAUGAUGAUGUUCUGGACCAAAUGGGUGCCAGCAUCCUGGGUGUGGAGGGCCCCCGGCGCCACCCAGAUGAGCCCCCUGAUGAUGAGGUCUUUGAGCUCUUCCCCAUGUUCAUGGGAGGGCUCCUCUCGGCCUACAACCGGUCUGUGCUGGCUCAGCUCGGCUGCCCCAUCAAGAACUUGGAUGCCCUGGAGAAUGCACAGGCCAUCAAGAAGAAGCUGGGCAAGCUGGGCCGGCAAGUGCUGCCCCCCUCAGAGCUCCUGGACCACCUCUUCUUCCACUACGAGUUCCAGAAUCAGCACUUCUCUGCCGAGGUGCUCAGCUCCCUGCGCCAGCUCAACCUGGCGGGUGUACGUAUGACACCCCUUAAGUGCACAGUGGUGGCAACCGUGCUGGGCAGUGGCAGGCACACCCUGGAUGAGGUGAACUUGGGCUUCUGCCAGCUGGACAGUGCAGGGCUACGUACACUUACACCAGUCCUCCUGCGCGCCCGAAAGCUAGGCUUGCAACUCAACAACCUAGGCCCUCAGGCCUGCAGGGACCUUCGAGACCUGCUGCUGCAUAACCAGUGCCAAAUCACCACCCUACGGCUAUCUAACAACCCACUGACGGCAGAGGGUGUGGCCUUACUGGUGGAGGGACUGGCAGGCAACGCCUCACUGACACACCUGUCCCUGCUGCACACGGACCUGGGGGAUGAGGGCCUGGAGCUGCUGGCAGCCCAACUGCAGCGUAACCAAGGACUCCAGGAGCUGAAUGUGGCCUACAAUGGCGCUGGGGACACGGCGGCUCUCGCCCUGGCCAAGGCUGCCUGGGAGCACCCAUCUCUGGAGCUGCUGCACCUCUACUUCAAUGAGCUGAGCUCAGAGGGCCGCCAGGUCCUGCGGGACUUGGGGGCAGCCACUGAAGGUCGUGCGCGUGUUGUGGUGUCGCUGACAGAGGGGACAGCGGUGUCUGAGUACUGGUCAGUGAUCCUCAGUGAAAUCCAGCGGAAUCUCCACAGCUGGGACCGAGGCCGGGUCCGGCGACACCUGGAGAUGCUGCUGCGGGACCUGGAGGACAGCCGAGGUGCCACCCUCAACCCAUGGCGCAAGGCCCAGCUGCUACGGGUGGAGGGAGAGGUCAGGGCCCUCCUGGAGCAGCUGGGGGGCCCUGGGAGCUGAGGCCA